AUGAAUGCAGUUUCUAAUUUGUUAUUAGAUAGUUCGCUGCUUUUGAUUGCCAUGUGCACUAAUCCAAUGGAUAUUUUCGAUGAUUUCAACGAACGUGCGAAUAUUCGUCGAAGAAAAUUUGUGGUAAAACAUCGUAAAUUGGAUCUAACGUGUGCUGUUUGUGGAGGUGUUGCUCAUGGUUACAACUUCGAUGCUAUCUCAUGUGAAUCUUGCAAAGCAUUCUUUCGUCGGAACGCUUUACGAUUACCGGGUAAAUUGAUCUGCCGCCAAAAAAAUGAUUGUAUUGUCAGAUCAACCAAUGACAAAGAAAAAGAAGAGAAACGAUUGAAAAUUGCGGAGAAUCGUCGUAUAAAAGAAAUUCAAAAUGCUCUGAAAACUGAAGCUCUCUCGGUUGAUGCUUUACUUGAAAGUCCAAAAGCUCUUCUCUGUCUCUCGACCUCCAAUGUGGAGCAUUUGACCGAAACAGAUCUCUCAAAAUUAAAAUCUCUUGAAAAUGCGUACAUCACGGCAGUGAAACUAAAUCAAAUAACUGGCAUAUUGAAGUAUCCGGCGAUUCACUCGAUUAGCUCGACAUUAGAUUUAUUUCGUAUCCCGAUAUUUCUUUCUUCGAUGCGAUUAAUCACUUAUUUUAAACAAAUUCCCGAAUUCCAACACUUAACGAUGGAUGAACAAAUCUAUUUAGUUAAGUUAAACACGUUACUCAUCGCUUUUCUACAUUCAAUGUUUAUCUACAAUGUUGAAAAUGUCAUUUAUCAUGAACCUAAUACAGACGAUCCAUUAUUUUUAGAAAAAGACUGGACGAAAACGAUCACUAAAGAAUUCCAUCAAGAAAUGAAGCAAAUCCGGUCGAAUCUUAACGAAAUUCUGCAAACUGGCACCCAAACUAUGUCCGUUAUCUUCUUAAUUAAUCUCUUCUGUAUCGGCUUCACCUCAAAAUCUCCUCCAGAUAAUCUCACUGCACUCCACAUUUUACAUGCACAAAGCGUCUACAACGAAUUGUUUUGGAAAUACUGCCUACAUCACUAUGAUUUAUCCAAAUCACUAAGAUUGCAUUUGCAACUCACAACUAGCAUUAUGAAACUGCAGACACUAAUAUCGAAUUUCUGUGCAAGAAUCCAUGACUAUCUUGAUGUGACGAAAUUAUCGCCAUUGAUGCAAAGUCUUCUAUAG
This is a messenger RNA of Adineta ricciae, 1170 nucleotides long. NCBI's taxonomy places the organism in Eukaryota, Metazoa, Rotifera, Eurotatoria, Adinetida, Adinetidae. The record is from the annotation of a GenBank genome assembly.